Danio rerio (zebrafish) is the source of this 6894-nucleotide messenger RNA. The record is from RefSeq and is a predicted model, not a curated record. NCBI's taxonomy places the organism in Eukaryota, Metazoa, Chordata, Actinopteri, Cypriniformes, Danionidae.
UUUUUUUCCUUUCUCUUUCUCAUUCCACAGCCAACAAAGCUGACUUUACAUAGGAAAAACACGGCUCUCUCCUCUUGCAGUUGAAUGGAAAUAAAAGGGAUUCUGUGACCUUGGAAGAUGAAGAUGUUGUUGCCAUGGGAACUCUUAAUCCUGCUGUCACUCAAGAGCUGCCUAGCAGAGCGGAUUGUUCGUCAUGGACCAGUGUUCACUCAAGAGCCCAGCGACAGUGUUUUCCCUUUAACUGCUGAGGACAACAAGAUAUUCAUUAACUGCAAAGCCAAGGGAAGCCCAGAGCCACAUUACAGGUGGAAAUUCAGCGGGAAAGACCUUGACAUCGACAUGGACUUCAACUACAGUCUGGUUGAGGGAAACCUUUUGAUCAAUAACCCUCAGGCAACUAAACACAGCGGUGUUUACCAGUGUAUCGCCACUAAUGCAUUUGGAACCAUCUUGAGCCGAGAAGCCAAAGUCGAGUUUGCAUACCUGCAGAAUUUCAGCAUCAGGGCCAGAAGUCCAGUGUCAGUGAGGGAAGGACAGUCUGUUGUGCUGCUGUGUGGUCCGCCGGCCCACUUCGGAGAAAUCAGAUAUUCCUGGAUAUUUAAUGGCCGUCCGAGUGUCGCUGUUGGGGACAAUCGGCGCUUUGUGUCCCAGCGGACUGGAAACCUCUACAUCGCCAAGGUGGAGACGUCAGAUGUGGGGAACUACACGUGUGUAGUGAGAAACGUGAUGACCAACUCCAGCGUCUUCAGCUCGCCCACUCCAGUGGUGCUGCGGCGGGACGGUGUGAUGGGAGAAUACGAGCCAAAGAUUGAAGUCCAGUUCGAAAAAAUGCUCCAUGUGGCCAAAGGAUCGUCGGUCCGGCUGGAGUGUUUCGCUUUAGGAAAUCCAGUGCCUUCUAUUUCGUGGAAGAGAGCGGAUGGAAACCCUUUCCCCGGGAAAAUGAAGAUAAAUCACUCAAAUGGGGUCCUAGAGAUCCCAUAUUUCCGUCCUGAGGAUUCUGGACUUUAUGAAUGUGUGGCUGAAAACUCGAAAGGACGCAGUAUUGCGAAAGGACGGCUUGUAUUUCAAAAUGUGGAGCACCUGCAGUGGUCGCAGACUCUAUAUGAUGCAAACAUGGCCAUUGAGUCGGAUCUGCACUGGGAGUGUAAAGCCAAUGGAAAACCUCAGCCCAUUUACAGAUGGAUCAAGAACGGACAGCCUUUGGUCUCUCAGGACAGAAUUCGUGUUGAUGGUGGCAGGUUGACCAUCUCCAACAUAAACCUGGUUGAUUCGGGGAUGUAUCAGUGUUUGGCAGAGAAUGAUAAUGGAGUGAUUUAUGCCAGCGCUGAGCUCAAAGUUGUGGGCGCACCAUCUUAGAAGACGGCACUCUUAGGAUCACCAACAUUACCAAAUCCGAUGCAGGAAGGUACACCUGUGUCGCCAGAAACCCCUUUGGUACAUCCAGCAGUUCUGGGACUUUAGUGGUCAAAGAACCGACCAAGAUUACAGUCCCUCCAUUGAGUAUGGAUGCCACAGUAGGGGAGAGCAUUGUCUUGCCUUGUGAAGUAUCCAAAGACUCCACUCUACACCCCGUCUUCAAGUGGUUCUUUAACGGGAAGCUCAUCGAUUUCAGUCGACACGAUCACUUAGGGAUGAUUGGAGGGGGAUCGUCUGGGGAUCUGAUGAUCAGAAACGUGCAGCUGAAGCACUCUGGGAAGUACGUCUGCAUGGUUCAUACAGCAGUGGACAGCGUGUCUGCAGCGGCAGAUUUAAUAGUCAGAGGGCCCCCCGGUGCUCCAGUGGGCGUGUUGGUGGGGGACGUCACAGACAGGACGGCUCAGCUCUCUUGGGGCCAUGGAUCUAACAACCACAGUCCCAUUACCCUCUACAUCGUGCAAGCCAGGACUCCAUUCUCUAUUGGAUGGCAGGCGGUCAAAACCGUUCCUGAUUCUGUGCCUGGACAGAUGAUUCAUGCGACGGCGGUGAAUCUCAAUCCGUGGGUAGAUUAUGAAUUUAGAGUCGUGGCUAUUAACAGCGUGGGGGUUGGGGAGCCCAGCGUGCCAUCCAAACCCGUUCGCACCAAAGCUGCAGAUCCUGAAGUGGCUCCAGCUAACGUUAGCGGAGGCGGAGGCAGCAGAGGCGAACUCGUGAUUGUUUGGGAGCCUGUGCCCGAGGAGCUACAAAAUGGAGAAAAGUUUGGAUAUGUGGUGGCAUUUCGUCCGCUUGGCACUACCACCUGGAAACAAAGCGUUCUGGCCUCAGCCGAUUCAUCACGAUACGUUUAUAAAAACGAUACUUUCCCACCCCUCACUCAGUUUGAAGUAAAAGUUGGCGUCUACAACGACAUCGGAGAGGGGCCGUUUAGCCCCACGGCCCUGGUAUAUUCAGCAGAUGAAGAACCAUCAGCAGCUCCUCCGAGAGUCUGGGCCCGCACUCUGUCCGCGUCUGAGAUCGAGGUAUUUUGGGAACCCGUCCACCAAAGCGGCAGCAAAGGACGGAUAACAGGCUACGAGGUGCAGUGGUUAGAGGACGGGUCACCCGAGAACGAUGCAGAGAGAGUUCGAGUCACUGAAAGUUCAGUCAAUAUAACAGGUCUGAAGGGAAGUACAGUCUAUCUGGUGUCGGUCAGAGCCCACAACAGCGCAGGCACUGGACCCUCCAGCGCCCCCAUCAGCAUCACCACCAAAAAGCCACCUCCAAGUCAGCCCCCAGGGAACAUCGAGUGGAACCUGACGAACUCAAAGGUGUUUCUGAACUGGGAACAUGUGAAGGCGAUGGACAAUGAAUCAGAAGUAACCGGCUACAAGGUUGUAUACCGUCAAAACUGGCACAGGGGAAGCAGUGUAGUGGAGACCAACAGGACGUCUGUGGAGCUUCAGUUGCCUUCAGAAGAAGACCUGCUCGUUCAGAUCAAAGCCCUGAGUGACGGAGGAGACGGCAGCAGCAGCAGCCCUAUACGAAUACCAAAGAUGUCAAGCCUGAACUCGAGGGGAUACUUCAGCUCAGACGCAAGCAAGAUGGCCCAUGUUCAUGGAGUAGUGUUUCUGAUCUUGUCAUGGUUGUUGUCAUAGAACUCUGCCUUUAUUUCAGGCUGAAGUGUGUUGUUUCUGUGCCACUGACGUCACCUGCGGGACUGCAAAAAAUUGUUGUUGUCCCAAAGUCUGUUGGCUACAGCGUAGGAAAAUCAACUUGCAAUUUGCUUAAUUAGAAUCUUCGUUUUAAAAGUGCCCAACUGUGCCAUUUUAAAGGUUCCUAAUUUUUGUUUCCUCUAUAGUAGGGGUGGCCAACCCUGUUCCUGGAUAGCCACAUUCCUGCAGAUUUCACUUGCAACCCAACUCAAACACACCUGCCUGUAAUUAUCACGUGGUGUUCAGGUCCUAAUUAAUUGGUUCAGGUGUGUUUGAUAAGGGUAGCAACUGAAAUCUGCCGGAAGGAAGCUCUCCAGAAACAGGGUUGGCCACCCCUGCUCUAUAGGUUCAUUUUCACAUCAUAUGAAAAGUUCAUACAUCAACAUCAGCUCUUUUCUCAAAAUGUCUGAAACAAUUUGUUCAAGGAUCCAGUCUCUGUAAAACCCUCCUUUCUGACAGCAAACUAUGCUGUCAUUGGUUGUACUCUACUAUGAUUGGUUAGAUGACCCUACUCUGCUCUGAUUGGACAGAUUAUCCUUUUAUGUUCUUAUUGUUUAGAUGACGCUACUCUUCUCUAAUUGGUCAGUUAACUCUACUCUGAUUGGUCAGAUGGGCCCUAUUCUGAUCUGAUUGGUCAGAUGACCCUACUCUGUUUUGAUGUGCUAGAUGACCCUACUAUGCCUUGAUUGGUCUAAUGAGCCUACACAUCUCUAAUUGGUCAAAUGAUCUAGCUUUGCUCUGAUUGGUUAGAUUGUACUACUCUGCUCUAAUUGGUCAGUUGAUCCUACUCCUCUUUAAUUGGUCCGAUGACCCUACUUCUCUCUAAUAGAUCAGAUGACCCUACUCUUCUCUAAUAGGUUAGAUGACCCUACUCUUUUCUAAUUGGUCAAAUGACCCUGCUCUUAUCUGAUUUGUCAGAUGACCCUAAUUUGUUUUGAUGGGGUAGAUGACUCUAAUUUUCUAUAAUUGGUCCGAUGUCCCCACUCUUCUCUAAUAGGUCAGAUGACCCCACUCUGCUCUAAUUAGUAAAUAGAGAAAAGUAGUACCCUAUUUUUUUUUUUUUUUUUUUUAUGGGUCAAGGCACCCUGACUAUGCUACUUAUUGAUUGGUCCAAGCACCCUACGCCACCUACGAUUGGUCAGAUGAUUCUAGUUUGUCUGAUUGGUUAGAGUACUACUCUGCUCUAAUUGGCCACAUGACCCUACUCUAAACUGAAUGGUCAAAUAAAUGGUCAGAUCUGCUCUGAUCAGUUCAAUGACCCUACUCUUUUCUAAUUGGUGAAAUGAACCUACUCUUCUCUAAUUGGUCAAAUUACCCCGUUUCAUUUGAUUGGUCAAAUGCCCAGGCUGAUUCAUCUUUUAUCUGAUUGGUUAGAUUGCGCUUCUCUGCUCUAAUUGGUCAGAUGAUCCUACUCUUCUCUAAUUGGUCGUUUGACAAUUAAAUAACAAACUGAGCUUGAGUAUUAAUUGAUUGGGUAUAAAUUUGCACAGAAAACAGUAGUUCCUGUGCAAAUGUUUGAAUCAAACCAUAACAGGCCUCAAAAAAAUACGGUACUUGGGGGUCAAAGCAGACUAUGUUUGUGGUCACCCAGCGAAGAACUGAUUAUUCAAAUAUAUUUUAAAUUUGCAUACAGUUUGUUUGAAGACUGAAGACUGGAAUUAUUGACAAUUUGUUUCAGGCAAUUCACAAUCAGUUCAGAAUCUGUGCUUUUCUUAUAUAUGCUGAUUUGUUUUUUCUCAGCUGUAUUAGAGCUAUAUAACAAAUAUAACAUCCAUUAUAUGGGCACUUUUAAUAGUUAACAGAAUUAAAAUGCUUCAACCGAUUUUACAGAUUUAAAAAACAAAAUCUGGUUGGAUAUGGCUACACUUUUCCCCUUUUUUACACGUAUUGGUGACUCAGCUCCAUUGCCUUAUAUUGUGAUGGUUUUUUUUACCUCUUUGUCAAACUAUUUGUCUUUUCUAUGUAGAUUUUAUGCAAAAAAAAAAAAAAAAAUGCUGGCUUUCUCUUGUAGCUGAUAACUUUGCUUAGGUGUUCAGAAGUGAGAUUCAUAUGGAGCACAGUAUUAAAGUCCUGUAAUGCAGUAGUGACCUGGAAUGUUGGAUCUCGAAGAGAAAUCCUUGAAUUCAGAAUUAUCCCCAUGCUGUUUUUUCUUCUGCACACGUCAGUCAAUGAUGCUGUGUUUGUAUAUAUAAAAAGGCCUUUAGAUAGAUGAAGUACAUUAUGUUGUUUUGCAUAAGCCCUGAGAGAUGUCAUAGUUUCAACAUAGGCUCAUUCUGAAAACGUAGCCAUAUUUAUGUCUCUGGAGAUUGCGAAUUACAUAGCCAGAGCUACCUAUGGUUGUUUAGACCAAACGCUACGCAUCGGUAUGACACCAUUCCUUUUGGGGUUUACCAGCUGACUGCUUACCUCCAUAUGGAUGGCUUUCCUACUGUUACCAGUUUGUCCAGUAGUUCGCCAUGUACGUUGGCAGACCUGAGAAAGGAAUUGACCAUGAGGUUCAUGUCCGGUGAAGAACGGUUCCAGAUAGCAGGUAAGACAAAAACAGAAGCCAAAAAAAAUUAAUAAACAAGUAAUUAGCAAGGUAAGGAUUUGGUAACAUCUGGAAAUGUAGUAAAAAUCAGGCAAGGGCUUUUCUUUUUCUGGAUUGCUUUUUAAAACUGUCAGUUGGUUUUAGGGAAGUGGGUGGAUGGGUCAAUCGGUGCUUUUGAAAACACUAUUGGUUGGGUUUAAAGAAUGAAGAGGGUGGGUCAGGGAAUCGCUCAAUCUGUCAACAAGUCGACAGUGGCCUCUGGUGGAUUUACGUGUGAAUAGCACGCACUAAUGGCACUCGCGAGAGAAAUUUGAGAUCUGAAAAGCGUACACAUCGGCCUCUGGUGGAUUCGUGAAAACAAAAACUGCAAAAAUAAAUGUAGCUCCUGGACCGUAUUUAGCGCUCUCCAAAAAUGUAUGUAGGGGUACGUAAUCAGAAUGAGCCUGGGUUGCAUUGUUUUGAUGAAUAACGGCAGUUUGGUUAAAUACAUAGUUUCUACAGUAGAUAAUUAUUGCUGCUAGUUAUUAUACGUCAUUUGAUGAUUUCAGGUUUAAAUUUUGUUUCUUUAAAUUCAAUGCAUAACCGUUUAUUCUUUUUCCUCGUUUUCUUAAAAAAAGAGAUGCUUUACCAUGUUUGUUCAUGUAUGAAUCAUUCUAGGAAUAUCUGCAUUUAUAUGCUGAGACCAAGAUCACAUAUCAUAUGUCUAAAAGAAAUGUUCUGUAUUUUUUUUGUAUUAUUAUUAUUGAAUUAUUAAUAAUUGGAUUAUUUUAAAAUCAUUUACUAUUUCAAUCAAUUAUUACUUUUAUUUAAGUUUAAUGUCUUAAUAUUAUUUUUUAUAUAAUUUAUCAUCUUGUAGUCCCCACAUUUUUGCCUCAUUUUGAAAUUUACCAUUUAGAAAAAUGCAAAUCAUUCAUAUAUUUUUUUUAAUUUAUUCUAAGCAUUUUUGCUAUUUAAUACCACUUAUUACUUAUUUAUAAUUUGUUAUCUUCAGAGUAUUGACCAAGAAACCUGAUCAGCUGAAUUAUAAAAAAACCAUCAUUUACAUUUAUUUUAUAAUCAUUUUAUUUUUUACAAUGUAUCACCUGACAGUACCCCCAUUUUUUGCCUUAGUUUACAAUUUUGCAUUUUAUAAAUGUAACAUGUUGUGGUGUUUCCUUUUGCUGUUAUGUAAGCAUUUUUUGAGCUAUUUAAUACGUUUGUAUUAAUCCUGUACAAUCUCCGAGAGAUCAAAUAAAUACCAUUUCAUAUUGAAAUGUA